AUGAACAGGCAUCACGCCUUCACCAACGGCUAUGCCGUCAACAAGAAACGCGACGAUGAUGUCCAUCACCCCUAUUCCGACAGGUCCGACCUGGAGAGUAAAUACAUCUGGGGCAUGCAUGAUCUAGUCGAGGAUGAAAAAUCAGAUCCCCCCUUCAGCCGCAAAUUCGAACCUCGACGAAGAGCCCUUCACAGCCGUUCUCGUCUCAUCCGUCUUGGUCUGAUCGCCAUCGGGGCGCUGGCCCUCACUGUCUGGUUAUUUUUCCCCUCCGCCACCAAUCUUUCGCUUCUGUCGAGUAGUAGCUCACCUUCGGAAGAAUAUUUCGACAUUGAGACACUACGGUACUAUGACCUUGAAGAUGUGCAAGGGACUUCGGUGGGAUGGGAGAGAGAGGAACGAGUCUUGCUAUGCACUCCUUUACGAGACGCCGCACCUCAUCUGCCAAUGUUCUUUGCGCACCUGCGAAACUUUACCUACCCGCAUCAUCUUAUUGAUUUGGCCUUCCUGGUUUCGGAUUCGAAAGACAACACCGAAGAAUUGCUUUCGCAAAUGCUCGAAGCACAACAAGCCGAUCCAGACCCUUCGCAACCAUACGGAGAAAUUUCCGUCAUUCAUAAAGAUUUUGGACAAGCGGUUGGUCAAGACGUGGAAAGCAGACAUGGUUUUGCUGCGCAGGCCGGCCGAAGAAAACUCAUGGCGCAGGCAAGAAAUUGGUUACUCAGCGCCGCUUUGAGACCUUAUCAUAGUUGGGUAUAUUGGCGUGACGCUGAUGUUGAAACAUGUCCUUUCACCAUCAUUGAGGAUUUGAUGAGGCAUGACCGAGACAUAAUCGUCCCAAAUAUCUGGCGCCCGCUUCCUGACUGGCUCGGCGGUGAACAACCAUACGACCUAAAUUCAUGGCAGGAAUCCGAAACGGCAAUUGCCCUUGCCGAGACCUUGGAUGAAGACGCCGUCAUUGUAGAAGGUUACGCCGAAUAUGCCACCUGGCGUCCUCAUCUUGCCUACCUUCGUGAUCCUUACGGCAAUCCGGAUGUUGAGAUGGAGCUCGAUGGUGUCGGUGGUGUGUCUAUCCUUGCUAAAGCUCGAGUGUUCCGCGCUGGAGUACAUUUCCCUGCAUUCUCUUUCGAAAGACAUGCCGAGACGGAAGGGUUUGGCAAAAUGGCCAAACGCAUGCAAUUUUCAGUGGUCGGUCUGCCACAUUAUACAGUCUGGCAUCUUUACGAACCAUCCGUGGACGACAUCAGACAUAUGGAAGAAAUGGAAGCAGAGAAACGCGAAAGAGAAAGGCGGGAGAAAGAAAACGCAGAGGUGGCGAAGAAGAUCCAAGAGGAAUUCCGACAAGUGGAUUCUCAAUGGGAAAGUGACAAACAAGCCCUUGCAGAUGGUACUUCCAAGCCCAACCCGAAGGAUCAACCCCAAAAAGACAACCGAAAGAAAGAGACUGUGAAGAAAAUUAACACUCACCAAGACGAAUCCGAGAAGAAGUCCCAGGGUAAGGAAGAUGUCAAGAAUGAGAAGAUUGUGGCGGCACCUAAAAUGGAAGACGAAACCAAGCGAGCUGCACGGAGCUACGGCAACAAGAAGACUAAAAAAGGACGACGAUGA
Rhinocladiella mackenziei CBS 650.93 is the source of this 1605-nucleotide messenger RNA. RefSeq lists its product as uncharacterized. Gene Ontology annotation, molecular function: alpha-1,6-mannosyltransferase activity. Bases 1 to 1605 code for a protein of 534 amino acids. NCBI's taxonomy places the organism in Eukaryota, Fungi, Ascomycota, Eurotiomycetes, Chaetothyriales, Herpotrichiellaceae. Gene Ontology annotation, biological process: protein N-linked glycosylation; cell wall mannoprotein biosynthetic process. The transcript has 2 exons. The record is from RefSeq and is a predicted model, not a curated record. Gene Ontology annotation, cellular component: mannan polymerase complex.